Puntigrus tetrazona (Sumatra barb) is the source of this 1745-nucleotide messenger RNA. RefSeq names its product protein arginine methyltransferase 1 (gene prmt1). The record is from RefSeq and is a predicted model, not a curated record. Gene Ontology annotation, molecular function: protein-arginine N-methyltransferase activity. Lineage: Eukaryota; Metazoa; Chordata; Actinopteri; Cypriniformes; Cyprinidae. Gene Ontology annotation, cellular component: nucleus. The transcript is spliced from 10 exons. The coding region runs from base 75 to 1121 and encodes 348 amino acids.
CGAAGGGGCGGGAGCAAAACAAUUGUGUUUUACAUGAGCAGUGCUGCAGUCGUGGUACGAUCCAGUUUACCGAAAUGGCGGAGACAGCGGACAGAAUGGAGGUGUCCCAGGGAGAAAGCUCAGCAAAACCUGCAGCAGAAGACAUGACCUCCAAAGACUACUACUUUGAUUCCUAUGCACACUUUGGCAUCCAUGAGGAGAUGCUGAAGGAUGAAGUUCGUACUCUGACGUACAGAAACUCCAUGUUCCACAACAAGCAUCUCUUCAAGGAUAAAGUAGUGCUGGAUGUGGGAAGUGGAACCGGCAUCCUUUGUAUGUUUGCAGCCAAGGCUGGGGCCAAGAAAGUUAUCGGGAUUGAGUGCAGCAGUAUAUCAGACUAUGCUGUGAAGAUUGUGAAGGCCAACAAGUUGGAUCACAUUGUUACCAUCAUUAAGGGCAAAGUAGAGGAGGUUGAGCUUCCUGUGGAGAACGUAGACAUAAUCAUCUCCGAGUGGAUGGGAUACUGUCUCUUCUACGAAUCCAUGCUUAACACUGUCAUUUAUGCCAGAGACAAAUGGCUGAAACCUGAUGGCCUGAUUUUCCCUGACAGAGCCACGCUCUAUGUCACUGCUAUUGAGGAUAGACAGUACAAGGACUACAAAAUUCACUGGUGGGAGAAUGUUUAUGGCUUUGACAUGUCCUGUAUUAAGGAAGUGGCCAUUAAGGAACCACUUGUGGAUGUCGUUGACCCUAAACAGCUUGUUAGUACUGCCUGUCUCAUUAAGGAGGUGGACAUCUACACGGUGAAGAUUGAGGACCUGUCCUUCACGUCACCUUUCUGCCUGCAGGUGAAAAGGAAUGACUACAUUCAUGCGCUGGUAACCUACUUCAACAUUGAGUUCACUCGCUGCCACAAGAGGACAGGUUUCUCUACUAGCCCAGAGUCUCCUUACACUCACUGGAAGCAGACUGUCUUCUACCUUGAUGACUAUCUGACGGUGAAGACUGGAGAGGAGAUCUUUGGCACCAUCAGCAUGAAACCCAAUGUCAAGAAUAAUAGAGACCUGGACUUUACUGUUGACAUCGACUUCAAGGGUCAGCUUUGUGAGGUGUCCAAGACGUCAGAAUACAGGAUGCGCUAGGUUCCUUUGUGUGUGAAGCAUCACAGAGCAGUGCACACUUGUGUCUGUGAAUCCAUGUACAUUAUUCCAAACUGUGCAUGACACAUUUUUAAAGAUUCUGUUUUACAGAAUGCUGACUUUUUUUCUUUUCUUCCUCCUCUUAGAAAUGUGCCCAAUAGGAUUAAACAUGGCAUUCUUUUUGACCCUUUUUCCAAAUUUUAGGUGCACCAUCUUGGAUAAAAUACCUUGGGUUUAUGCAUGUACACGUGUGACUGCUCGGUUACCUGUUUGUCUGAUAUUUCAUCCACAUACUUAUGUUUUUUGUUUUUGCCAUGCCAACAUGUUGUUGGUCACCUGUAGAAAAUGCAAAUCAGCCAUGUUUUCAUAUUCCAUCUGGCAAAGCCAGCAUCUUCCAUGUAGGUAAAAACCUGUCAUGUUUCACUGUGGACAGGAGUCCUGCCCAGUAGUAUCUGAAUGAGCCCAUAUCAUUUUUCUUUUUUUUUUCUUUUUUUUUGUGUGUUCUGUACUUUGAGGCCAUUGUUUUGGACCAUCAGUAGAGGGAGCCACUUGUCUCUUUGGAGUAACAGUUUUAAUUCAUGUAGUGCUCCUAUGUCCCCUUUUUUUUUUUUUUUUUUUUUUUUUUUU